Ordospora colligata OC4 is the source of this 1248-nucleotide messenger RNA. RefSeq names its product DNA helicase. Bases 1 to 1248 code for a protein of 415 amino acids. The record is from RefSeq and is a predicted model, not a curated record. Gene Ontology annotation, molecular function: ATP binding; ATP hydrolysis activity; DNA helicase activity. Gene Ontology annotation, cellular component: NuA4 histone acetyltransferase complex; Swr1 complex; R2TP complex. Lineage: Eukaryota; Fungi; Microsporidia; Ordosporidae. The transcript has a single exon. Gene Ontology annotation, biological process: box C/D snoRNP assembly; chromatin remodeling; regulation of transcription by RNA polymerase II.
AUGGAAGUCCGGGACGUGAAGACGAUGAAUAGGAUCGAUGUGCAUUCGCAUAUAACGGGUCUUGGGUGUGAUGUGGAUGGAAACGGAGGUGGAUAUGAUUGUGAGGGGCUUGUUGGGCAACAAGCGGCGAGAAAAGCAAUGGCACUGGUCAAGAAGAUGGUUGAAUGCAAUGGCGGAGGAAGGGUUGUGUUGAUAAAGGGAGAGAUAGGAACGGGGAAGACAGCACUGGCAAUAGCGCUUUCUAGAAGUCUUGGUGGGGUUUGCAUGAACUCAAUCAGUGGGACUGAGAUAUAUAGCCUUGGAAUGAGUAAGUCAGAGGCGAUUAUUCAGGCACUGAGAAAAGCGGUUGGACUGAGGAUCAGGGAGUAUGCAAAGGUGAUUGAGGGAGAGGUUGUGAGCCUGAGUGGACAACGAAUAGUUCUGAAGACAACAGAUAUGGAGUCAUCGUUUGACAUUGGUGAGAAGAUGAGGGCAGAGCUUGAUAGGGAGCGAGUAAGUGCUGGAGACGUCAUAAAGAUAGUGAAGGAGCUGGGACGAGUGUAUAAGAUUGGGACAAGCACGGUGAAGAAGAGCGAGGCGAUUGGGAUUGAUGCAAGGUUUGUGCCAUGCCCAGACGGAGAGUUGAUGAAGAUCAGAGAAGAGGUUCAGGAGAUAUCGUUGCAUGAUGUUGAUGUUGUCAAUAGCAAGGCUGAAGGAUAUCUUGCGCUUUUCAGCGGGGAGACAGGCGAGAUCAAGCCUGAAACACGAGAUGAAGUGAAUAGAAAGGUGUGGGGAUGGAUGAACGAAGGCAAGGCAGAGAUAGUGCGCGGGGUGUUGUUUAUUGAUGAGGUUCAUAUGCUUGAUAUUGAGAGCUUUUCGUUUUUGAACAGGGCGAUUGAAGAGGACUUUUGUCCUGUUAUCUUAGUGUCUACAAAUAAGAAGGAAAGCGUGGUUAGAGGCAGUAACGAAGUGUGCCCGUAUGGAAUUCCAAGAGAUUUUGUUGACCGUGCACUGAUUAUUUCUACUGAAAGCCAUACACUGACAGAUCUUGCAGCAAUCAUCAAGCACAGGAUGAUUGAGGAGGAUGUCUCAGUGGAUGAGGAUGCAUUUAACAGGAUUGUUCAUAUAUCUAGCGUAUCAGGGCUCAGGCAUGCAAUGAAUCUACUGACUAUUUCAGGGCUCAGAGCAGCAAGGCGAGGAGAAAAGGUAAACAUCAAUGAUGUUAACAGGGUUGCUGAGUUAUUUCCUUCACUUUGUAUGACUGAGUAA